GGACGUGCCGGUGCGCUCCGCCGCCCCGGGCACCGACGGGCACCGGAGCAGGCCAUGCCGCCGCCGCUGCUGCUGCCGAUGCUGCCGCUGCUGCUGCUGCUCUGGCCGCGCCUGCCCCGCGCCGACCCGCUCUCCUACCCCGCGGUGAUUUCCCCGCAGGACCCCACGCUGCUGAUCGGCUCCUCGCUGGUGGCCACGUGCACGGUGAGCCCGGACAUCCCGCUCAAGGCCGAGGAUCUGUACUGGACGCUGAACGGGCGGCGCCUCCCGGCCGCCUCCUACGCCGCCCUGGGCCCCUCCACGCUCAGCGUGGCCCUGGCCCGCCUCAACGGCUCCAGGCAGCAGUCGGGGGACAACCUGGUGUGCCACAGCAGAGACGGCGGCAUCCUGGCCGGCUCCUGUCUCUAUGUUGGAUUACCCCCAGAAAAACCAGUCAACAUCACUUGCUGGUCCAAAAACAUGAAGGACCUGACCUGCAAGUGGGCGCCCGGGACAGAAGGGGAGACCUUCCUGCACACCAACUACACCCUCAAGUACAAGCGCAGGUGGUACGGCCAGGACAACACCUGCCAGGAGUACCACACGGCCGGCACCUACUCCUGCCACAUCCCCAAGGACCUGGCCCUCUUCACGCCCUACGAGAUCUGGGUGGAGGCGUCCAACCGCCUGGGGGUGGCCGUGUCCGACGUGGUCAUGCUGGACAUCCUGGACGUGGUGACCACGGACCCGCCGUCGGACGUGCACGUCAGCAGGGUGGGCGACCUGGAGGACCAGCUCAGCGUGCGCUGGAGCUCCCCGCCGGCCCUCAAGGAUUUCCUCUUCCAAGCCAAGUACCAGAUCCAAUACCGCGUGGAGGACAGCUCCGAGUGGAAGGUGCGUGGGCACGGCCGGGGGGCGGCGGGGGCGGCCGAGGGGCCGGGCGCUCCCAUGGCCUCGCUCCGCAGGUGGUGGAUGAUGUGGGCAACCAGACCUCGUGCCGCCUGGCCGGCCUGCGCCCCGGCACCGUCUACUUCGUCCAGGUGCGCUGUAACCCCUUCAGCAUCUACGGCUCCAAGAAAGCCGGGAUCUGGAGCGACUGGAGCAACCCCACGGCCGCCUCCACGCCGCGCAGCGGUGAGUGCGGCCGGCAGCGCCCGCCGGUGCCACCGGUGCCUCCGGGGCCGCCGGGGCCGCGGGGCCCUGCCCGGCACCCGGAUUUCUCCCAAAGGAGCCAGUUCGGAGCUCGGCUUUCCCAGCCGGGAGCCAAAACCUGCUCGUGCUCCUCUGGGCCCUCCUCAUCCGCGGCACGGCGGCGAUGGGGAGGGGGCGAGGCGCGUCCCCCCCGUGUGCCACCGAGCCCCUUGUCCCCGCAGAGCGAGUGGCGGGGGGCUGCGACGCCAAAGGGGGGGAGCAGAACACGACGCUGCGGCGGGAGCUGAAGCAGUUUUUCGGCUGGGUGAAGAAGCACGCCUACGGCUGCUCCAACCUGGGCAUCAAACUCUACGACCAGUGGCGCGUGUGGCUGCAGAAAUCGCACAAAACACGCAACCAGGUAGGUUCUUCCCGGCGAUAAGUUGUAGCCCGCGGGGGAGCGAGCGCCGGCAGGAUGGCACGGGGCGCCCGGCGCCCACCCGGGACCGCCCGCGCCCGCCCCGGCCCCGCCGCGGGGGCGCUGGGAGGCGGCCGGGGCGCAGCGCGGCCCCGCGGCCCUGGCGGAUGGGGUGGGCUGAGGCUGGGGGGCCGGGCUGGCCCAGCCCCGGGGGCUCUGUGGGACCCUGGCCCCGCGGCAGCGAGGGGACCCCCCAGCCCUGCCCGGCCGGGGGAGGCACCGAGGCUUUGCUCCGCCAGCCGGAGCAGCCUCUGGGAUGAAAGGGGCGGCGGGGGCUUCCCGGGUGACCCCUCCCUCGCCGCAGUUCCCCCCGGGAAGCGAUUUUGGCCUUUUUCUCGCCAGGGUCCCCACGUGCGAGUGCACGGAGGGGUCCGUCCCCAGGGAGCCACGCGGGCUGAUUGGAGGCUGCUGGGGUUUGCCCAGUGCCUGCUCCAGUUUUGAUUCAAACCAGCCUUAUUUUGGUUCCAUUUCAGUCAAUUAGGAACAGAUUUAAGCUUAAUGCCAAUAAACCUCUGAAAGCCCAGCGGGGUCUGCGUCAGCGGAGCGGCAGCGCUGCGCGGGGACGGGGAUGCAGCGGGCAGCCAAGUGGGGCCCGUGGCCCUUGUCACCCCAGCCCGGGG
This is a messenger RNA of Passer domesticus (house sparrow), 2208 nucleotides long. RefSeq names its product cytokine receptor like factor 1 (gene CRLF1). The record is from RefSeq and is a predicted model, not a curated record. Gene Ontology annotation, molecular function: cytokine receptor activity; cytokine binding. Lineage: Eukaryota; Metazoa; Chordata; Aves; Passeriformes; Passeridae. Gene Ontology annotation, biological process: positive regulation of tyrosine phosphorylation of STAT protein; cytokine-mediated signaling pathway. Gene Ontology annotation, cellular component: external side of plasma membrane; CRLF-CLCF1 complex; signaling receptor complex. Bases 55 to 1848 code for a protein of 597 amino acids. The transcript is spliced from 6 exons.